This is a messenger RNA of Prosopis cineraria, 887 nucleotides long. Its product is annotated as 21 kDa protein-like. Gene Ontology annotation, biological process: negative regulation of catalytic activity. The transcript has a single exon. NCBI's taxonomy places the organism in Eukaryota, Viridiplantae, Streptophyta, Magnoliopsida, Fabales, Fabaceae. The record is from RefSeq and is a predicted model, not a curated record. Bases 175 to 762 code for a protein of 195 amino acids. Gene Ontology annotation, molecular function: enzyme inhibitor activity.
AGAGAGAGAGAGAGAGGGAGGAUCUAAAUCUGUCACACAUUUUUGGCCAAUAUCUCUGCAACGUUCUAUGGUUAGGCCUUCUGGAACCCCCUGUAAGCUCAUAGUGGACGAUUUAAAUAUAAUGUCGAUCGAACUCAUCCUCUUCGUGGCUGAGUCCUUGAUUUCGUCAUCACAAUGGCCAAACCUUCUGUUCUCUCUCUUCUCUCUCUCAUCGCCGUCAUCUCCGUCUCCGCCGCCGCCGCCGCCUCCGCCUCCUCCACCUCAAACUUCAUCAAAACCUCCUGCAGCACCACCACAUACCCUCCUCUGUGCUUGAAAUCUCUCUCCGACUACGCCACCACCAUCCAACAAGACCCUUACAAGCUCGUCCAGACCGCUCUUUCCUUCUCCCUCAACAAGACCGUCGAGACUCGUGCCUUCGUCUCCAAGCUCCGAUCGGUCUCUGGCCUCAAACCCAGGGAUCUCACCGCCCUCCGAGACUGCACCGAAGAGAUGGCCGACAGCGUCGACCGGCUCGGCCGGUCGUUGAAGGAGCUCAAACUGUGCAAGCCUAAGAGCGAGGACUUCACGCGGCACAUGAGCAAUGUGGAGACCUGGGUGAGCUCUGCUUUGACGGAUGAGAGUGCUUGCAGAUAUGGGUUCGCCGGAAAAGCUUUGAACGGCCGGAUCAAGGCUUCUAUCAGAGCUAGAAUGGUUAAUGUUGCUCAUGUUACAAGUAAUGCUUUGUUUCUUAUCAACAAGUAUGCGUCUGGCAAUUACUGAGAUAUAAAUUUAUAUGUAGUUCAUGUAGAGGAAGAUGAAUCUCUCUAUGGUUUGAUGCUUUGUCUCUGUGCCUGGACUUAGCUUUUGGUUCUUGCUUCCUCUUUUUUUUUUUUUUUUUCUUUUGA